AUGUAUGAGAUGUGGGUGGGUGCAGGAUUGGUUAAUGAGAAAGACGGGUUUCAUGAUAAGGACGGGUUGCCUGAGCAGUAUGGGUUGCAUGAGAAGGACGGGUUGCAUGAAAUGAAUGGGUUGCAUUUGAAUGAUGGUUUACCUAAGAAGGACGGCUUGCAUGAGCAGGAUGGGUUACAUGAGAAGGACGGGUUGCAUGAGAAGAACGGUUUGCAUGGGAAGGACGGUUUGCAUGAGAAGGACGGUUUGCAUGAGAAGGACGGUUUGCAUGAGAAGGACGGUUUGCAUGAGAAGGACGUAUUGCAUGAGAAGGACGGGCUGCAUGAGAAGGACGGGUUGCACGAAAAGGAUGGGUUGCCUGAAAAGGAUUGGUUGCCUGAGAAGGACGGGUUACAUGAGCAAAGGGACGGGUUGCUUGUGAGGGACGGGUUGAAGGAAAAGGAUGGGUUGAAGGAGAAUAAUGAGUUGCAUGAGAAGGAUGGGUUGCAUGAGAGGGACGGGUUACAUGAGAGGGACGGGUUACAUGAGAGGGACGGGUGGAAGGAGAAUGAUGAGUUGAAUGAGAAGGAUGGGUUGCAUGAGAAGUUCGGGUUGAAGGAGAAGGACGGGUUGAAGAAAAAGAACGGGUUGAAGGAGAAGAACGGGUUGAACGCGAAAGGAAACGUAAAUACGGGAACAAGGGAAAAAUCAGUUAGAUGCAAUUAA
Eurytemora carolleeae is the source of this 705-nucleotide messenger RNA. Its product is annotated as high mobility group nucleosome-binding domain-containing protein 5. NCBI's taxonomy places the organism in Eukaryota, Metazoa, Arthropoda, Copepoda, Calanoida, Temoridae. The record is from RefSeq and is a predicted model, not a curated record. The coding region runs from base 1 to 705 and encodes 234 amino acids. The transcript has 2 exons.